This is a messenger RNA of Setaria italica (foxtail millet), 645 nucleotides long. Its product is annotated as NDR1/HIN1-like protein 10. Gene Ontology annotation, biological process: defense response to other organism. Bases 1 to 645 code for a protein of 214 amino acids. The record is from RefSeq and is a predicted model, not a curated record. NCBI's taxonomy places the organism in Eukaryota, Viridiplantae, Streptophyta, Magnoliopsida, Poales, Poaceae. The transcript has a single exon.
AUGCCGCCGGAAGCCGCCGCCUCGUCGACGGGCUUCGUCGCCGGCCGCUUCCGCCGCCCACUGCCGGCGGAGCGGCCGCACCUGACGCGGUGCACCAAGCUUCUGUGCUCGGCGUUCCUCACGCUGCUCCUCGUCGCCGGCGUGGUCAUCUUCGUCGUCUACCUCGCCGUCCGCCCGCACCGGCCGCGGUUCCACGUGACGUCCUUCACCGCCGCCGGCAUCCCGUCCGGCGGGCCCGUCGUCCUGUCGGGGCAGCUCUCCGUCCGCAACCCGAACCGGGACAUCGCCUACUUCUUCGACCAGUUCUACCUGUCCGUGGAGUACCGCGGCGCCGACGUGGCCAAGGACCGGCCCCUGACGGCGGCGCCGAUGUACCAGCCGCCCAAGACCACGUCGCCGCUGCCGUUCGAGGGCGUCGAGCUGGCGCCGCCGUCGGCCGGCCAGGACAUGGCGAAGGACGCGGCGGAGGGCGACGGCAGGGUGGAGAUGACGGUGAGUGUGCGGUCGCGGAUCAGGGCGCGGCUGGCGUUCUGGGGCAACCGGCACUGGCACCCGCUCCACGUCAGGUGCGAGGUGGCAGUGGGGCCCGACGGGCAGCUGCUGGCCGAGUACCUGCAGAAGCGCUGCAGCAUAGACUUCUUCUAG